UCCAUAUUGAAUCUUGAAAGUCUGUAAAAACAAUUUGUUAGCGUUUCCAUUCUCUUCAAAGCACAGAGGAUAGACUAAUGUAAUGUGUACAUACAACAUCAACUAAAUAUGCUAAUUGAAAAGUCUCCUUUGCAAAACAUCUGAUAUUUUCCAAUCCUUAGCUUAGCUAUAAAAUGAAAUGCAAUUGCGCUGACCUCUAAUUCAAAAGUCCAGCAGCCAAGCCUCAACAUUUAUCAAAUUCUCUUUACUUCUUGUUUUUGUAAAUGCAAGUAACAAACAUGGCAACAUCUACGAUAUCGGAGUUCAAAACCUGCUUAUCGGAGCAUCCAUCAGUCGUAAAUUUCCGUUGGAGCAUUACGCAAACAUGGGGUUCUUCAUGGUUCUUCCUCUUCUCUGCAAUAACCAUCUACAUCACCUCCGCCAUUACUCUCCACCUACUUCUCUCCCUCCUCCUCAGCCGCAACCGCCGCCUUUCACUCGGUCCAAUCCCCGCAAUCCACAGCCUCGCCGUCUCGUUAAUCUCCGCCUUCAUUUUCAUCGGCUUACUAUUAUCAGCAGUAGCAGAUAUCCACGACAGCCGCUGGCUUUGGCGACGAACCAAAACUACCUCCGCCUUCCAAUGGCUCCUCUGUUUCCCACUGGGCACGAGACCCACCGGCAGAGUUUUCUUCUGGUCAUACAUUUUUUACCUCUCUAGAUUCUUUCAUUUACUCCGAACAUUCUUUACAAUCUUACAAUAUCGUAAAUUAUCAUCCUUUACACUCUUUAAUCAGUCUAUUUUGUUGGUGAUGUCGUUUCUUUGGCUAGAAUUUUCUCAGUCUUUUCAAGUAUUAGCCAUACUCUUAACGACGCUGCUAUACGCUGUCGUUUACGGGUAUCGAUUCUGGACGGCGAUAGGGUUGCCGAGGGCUAAUUUCCUUUUUGUUGUGAAUUGUCAGUUUGUAUUAUUGGGGUGUAAUCUGAUCUGCCAUUUUGGAGUUUUGUUUCUGCAUUUCUUGAAAGGUGGAUGCAAUGGGAUGUUAGCUUGGGGGUUAAAUUCUGUACUAAAUGGCAUGAUUUUGAUUUUGUUUCUGAGGUUUUACGUUAGGGCUCAUCUGAUAUAAAUGAAAGCUACUGCAGUAGGUGAAUACAAUAGUGAAAAAUCUGAAUGAUGAGCUUUCCUGAUUAAUUGGGUUUUGCUUUAGGAUUCAUGUUCAUUAAAUCUAAACAAUUCAUUACAAAAUGAAUAAUAUAGAUUAAAAAAUCCAAAUUUAAUUAAAUUAAUCUACACUAUUUAUUUUAUAAUAAAUGGUGUAGAUUAGUGAACAUGAUUUCUCAUGUUCAUUUGAAC
This is a messenger RNA of Mercurialis annua (annual mercury), 1330 nucleotides long. RefSeq names its product elongation of fatty acids protein 3-like. Gene Ontology annotation, biological process: fatty acid elongation, monounsaturated fatty acid; fatty acid elongation, polyunsaturated fatty acid; very long-chain fatty acid biosynthetic process. The record is from RefSeq and is a predicted model, not a curated record. The coding region runs from base 264 to 1103 and encodes 279 amino acids. Gene Ontology annotation, molecular function: fatty acid elongase activity. Gene Ontology annotation, cellular component: endoplasmic reticulum membrane. NCBI's taxonomy places the organism in Eukaryota, Viridiplantae, Streptophyta, Magnoliopsida, Malpighiales, Euphorbiaceae. The transcript has a single exon.